UUACAUCAGAGAAUUCAUGUUGGAGAAAACCCUUAUGAAUGCAAUGUCUGUGGGAAAGGUUUCCAUCAUAGGUCAAAACUUAACAUACAUCAGAGGGCACAUACUAGAAAAAAUCCUUAUCAAUGCAAUGACUGUGGGAAAAUGUUUAUUAAUGACUCAAAACUUAUUUUACAUCAGAGGAUUCAUAUUGGUGAGAAACCUUUUAAAUGUAAUGAUUGUGGGAAAGUCUUCAGUCAUAGGUCAAAAUUUAUUAUACACCAGAGAAUUCAUACUGGUGAGAAGCCUUUUAAAUGUCAUGAUUGUGGGAAGGCCUUUAAUCAGAAUUCCCACCUCCUUCAACACCAGAGAAUUCAUACUGGUGAGAAGCCAUUUAAAUGUGAUGAUUGUGGGAAGGCCUUUAAUCAGAAUUCCAACCUCCAUCAACACCAGAGAAUUCAUACUGGUGAGAAGCCAUUUAAAUGUAAUGAUUGUGGGAAGGCCUUUAAUCAGAUUUCCCACCUCCUUCAACACCAGAGAAUUCAUACUGGUGAGAAGCCAUUUCAAUGUCAUGAUUGUGGGAAGGCCUUUAAUCAGAAUUCCAACCUCCAUCAACACCAGAGAAUUCAUACUGGUGAGAAGCCUUUUAAAUGUAAUGAUUGUGAGAAGGCAUUUAAUCGGAGUUCCACCCUCCUUAAACACCAGAGAAUUCAUACUGGUGAGAAGCCAUUUCAAUGUCAUGAUUGUGGGAAGGCCUUUAAUCAGAAUUCCCACCUCCUUCAGCACCAGAGAAUUCAUACUGGUGAGAAGCCAUUUCAAUGUCAUGAUUGUGGGAAGGCCUUUAAUCAGAAUUCCCACCUCCUUCAACAUCAGAGAAUUCAUACUGGUGAGAAGCCAUUUCAAUGUCAUGAUUGUGGGAAGGCCUUUAAUCAGAGUUCUCACCUCCUUUAACACCAAAGAAUUCAUACUAAUGAGAUGCCAUUUAAAUGUAAUGAUUGUGGAAAGGCCUUUAAUCAGAGUUUCCACCUCCUUCAACACCAGAGAAUUCAUACUGCUGAGAAGUCAUUUCAAUGUCAUGAUUGUGGGAAAGUCUUCAGUCAUAGGUCAAAAUUUAUUAUACACCAGAGAAUUCAUACUGGUGAGAAGCCUUUUAAAUGUCAUGAUUGUGGGAAGGCCUUUAAUCAGAAUUCCCACCUCCUUCAACACCGGAGAAUUCAUACUGGUGAGAAGCCAUUUAAAUGUGAUGAUUGUGGGAAGGCCUUUAAUCAGAAUUCCAACCUCCAUCAACACCAGAGAAUUCAUACUGGUGAGAAGCCAUUUAAAUGUAAUGAUUGUGGGAAGGCCUUUAUUCAGAUUUCCCACCUCCUUCAACACCAGAGAAUUCAUACUGGUGAGAAUCCAUUUCUAUGUCAUGAUUGUGGGAAGGCCUUUAAUCAGAAUUCCAACCUCCAUCAACACCAGAGAAUUCAUACUGGUGAGAAGCCUUUUAAAUGUAAUGAUUGUGAGAAGGCCUUUAAUCGGAGUUCCACCCUCCUUAAACACCAGAGAAUACAUACUGGUGAGAAGCCAUUUCAAUGUCAUGAUUGUGGGAAGGCCUUUAAUCAGAAUUCCCACCUCCUUCAAUACCAGAGAAUUCAUACUGGUGAGAAGCCAUUUCAAUGUCAUGAUUGUGGGAAGGCCUUUAAUCAGAAUUCCCACCUCCUUCAACAUCAGAGAAUUCAUACUGGUGAGAAGCCAUUUCAAUGUCAUGAUUGUGGGAAGGCCUUUAAUCAGAGUUCUCACCUCUUUCAACACCAAAGAAUUCAUACUAAUGAGAGGCCAUUUAAAUGUAAUGAUUGUGGAAAGGCCUUUAAUCAGAGUUUCCACCUCCUUCAACACCAGAGAAUUCAUACUGCUGAGAAGCCAUUUCAAUGUCAUGAUUGUGGGAAAGUCUUCAGUCAUAGGUCAAAACUUAUUAUACCUCAGAGAAUUCAUACUGGUGAGAAGCCAUUUAAAUGUCAUGAUUGUGGGAAGGCCUUUAAUCGGAUUUCCAACCUCCUUAAACACCAGAGAAUUCAUACUAGUGAGAAGCCAUUUAAAUGUAAUGAUUUUGGAAAGGCCUUUAAUCAGAGUUCAAAUUUAAUUGUCCAUCAGAGAAUUCAUAAUGGAAACCUUAUUAAAAAAUCAUGAAUGUGGUAAAGAUUUCAAUAAGAGAACAAACUUCCUGGUACAUCAGAGAAUUCACAUUGGUGAGGAACCUUAUAAAUGUGAAGGCUGUGAGAAAGUACUCAGUUUUCAGUCAUAUUUUCUUGACCGUCAGAGGGCCCGUAUUAGUGAGAAACUUUAGUUAUGUGAUGAAUAUGCCAAAGGGCCCUGUAAGCAUCUAGUACUCAUUGAUCAUCUGAUCAUGUUAGAUAUAAACCUUUUCCGUACGCUUCUUCUGAGAAUGUUUUGGUACAAAAUACAAAAUUUUCUACAUUAGAAAACUCAUUCUGAAAAAACAAAACAAAACAUUAGGUCCACAAGUUUCAUUUGGCUGGAUGUUUAUCAUGAAAUGUGUUUCUGUGUAGUAGCGCAAUAAUGAAUUCAAUUUUUUAUUUCAUUCUUUACCUCAUUUUUGACAAUCAAAUUCAAACCAUUUAUAUUUAUUAUUUUUAUAAAUAUAUUUUCUCCUCUCAGUUAUUCCUAGUUUUACAUGGGAUUGAUAUUUAUCUUUACAU
Molecule: messenger RNA, 2675 nt
Organism: Monodelphis domestica (gray short-tailed opossum)
Lineage: Eukaryota; Metazoa; Chordata; Mammalia; Didelphimorphia; Didelphidae
Biological process (GO): regulation of transcription by RNA polymerase II
Molecular function (GO): RNA polymerase II cis-regulatory region sequence-specific DNA binding; DNA-binding transcription factor activity
Source: RefSeq, a predicted model, not a curated record